Molecule: messenger RNA, 1179 nt
Organism: Mercenaria mercenaria
Lineage: Eukaryota; Metazoa; Mollusca; Bivalvia; Venerida; Veneridae
Exons: 2
Coding region: 1-1179 (392 amino acids)
Source: RefSeq, a predicted model, not a curated record
AUGGCGGACGCUGUUUUCGACGAGGAAACAAACGUACUAUUGAGUCAAGUAGAUAUUGAGCCUGUCGAUGCAAACUGGUUCGACAUUGAAACAGACUUUGUACUAAGUCAGUUCAACUUGGAUAACGUUUUAGACAUGGACGUAAAAUCUGGUAACUUUCCAUAUUCACAAACGAUUGGUGACUUAAAUGUGGAAGCCAAUAAAACGGAAACUGGUAAUUGCAGCAGUAAAAGGUUUAACUUUGAAGCCAAGUCAUCUGACGUCAAAAAGCUACAAGCGUCUUCUACGCCGUUAAAUACGCAGAAAAACACUCGCUGGGACGUCAAUACCUGGGAUGAUUGGGGAAAAUGGCGAAAUGACAGGACUAUUUCCGCUGGACUGAAAGAGAGUGCGCCUUACGUGUUAGUACCACCCCUUACUGUCGAUAUUGGUGCAGCGGAGCUUUGUCACUGGAUGUGUCGUUUUAUUUUGGAGGUGAGAAGACAGGAUGGUAGUGAAUAUCCGGCUGAAUCCUUGAGACAGCUAUGCAUAUCCAUUUGGCGGUACUUGCGGGACACUUGCAGACGCUACGAUUUGAACUUCUUUGACAGGUCAAAGCCUGACUUUGCCGACUUACGCGAAUGCCUUGACGCCAGGAUGAAGGAACUUAAUGUUUCCAUUAACAAGGUUAAGAAACAGGCUAAACCUAUAAAUAGGACAGAGGAAGACAUUCUUUGGAGCUCCGUGUUCAGUUUAAAUGAUGCUGCCUGUCUCCAAUAUGCAGUUUAUCUCUACGCCUGCAAGUUAUUUGGUCUCCGAGCAGCCGACGAGCACGCCGACCUUUCUGUGACUCAAUUUACAUUCGGUAGAGAUGAUGUUGGCCAGUUCAUACGGUAUAUUGGUGGUAGAUCUAAAACCGUUCAGGGAGGCAUUUUUCACAAGAAAGUACUUGCUAAGGACAUUAAGCAGUACGCCAACGACAGUAAUCCAAGAUGUGUCGUGAACCUCUUCCAAAAAUACUUAUCCUUAGUUCCUGAAGAUGGUCCGUUCUAUCGGCGACCGUUGGCAACUAAAACGGCUGACGGGGACCAAAAUACUCAACACAGAAGGUUGGUGUCCAUACCAUACAGAAGUUCAUGUCGAGAAUGUGCUAAAGGGCAGGUAUUGACGGCUUCAAGACUGGACACUCUGGUAAAGUAA